Rhipicephalus microplus (southern cattle tick) is the source of this 528-nucleotide messenger RNA. RefSeq lists its product as uncharacterized. Lineage: Eukaryota; Metazoa; Arthropoda; Arachnida; Ixodida; Ixodidae. The record is from RefSeq and is a predicted model, not a curated record.
AUGAAAGAACUGUCCCAACCUAGCAGUAUUGUGUUUGAUGCAGCCAAGGUGAUAGAAGAAUAUGGCGUCAAGUUGACUGAAGAGGACGUGAAAUCAAAAAAGGAAAGCUUGCCUGCAAUAGUGUAUAUUGCAGGUUACUGCGCCCACGCCGCUCUCAGGAAAAUUCUCUGUGAAGAUUGUGCGGCCAACAUCACGAGACAAGAUAGGUAUAUACCAAUGGUUGAUGAUAUGCUAAUCGAAGGCCUCACAAGAGGGGCCCUGAAAUUUCUCCAACCAGUAGUAAUAAGUGCUGUUCUGCACACACAAGUCGUGCUUACAAAGCUGACCUCGAAAGAGAACACCGCCCGGUUUCAUGCAGCACGGCACCAAAGGCAGCUUCUUCUCAGUGUGGUGAAGCACCUUUUAAUUGACAAUGAAGAUUUGGACAUUUGUUGCAAAGGACACCAUCCAGAAACAGUGCUUCACAACAUCUUGUGGGCAGCCACCAACACCUUACUGAAAAACUACGUCCAAAUGAAAACCGACUAG